AUGGCAUUCUCUGAGGAUCUGAAUAUCUUGCAGACUAUGGUUUUGGAAGUGAAAACCGGUUGGUCAGCGAUCUAUGUCAAAAAACCAAGUCUUCUCGCGUAUACCAGUGGAAAUCUCGAGAAGCAAAUCGCUCGCGAAGUCGAAACAUGCGAAAUUCUUCGCAAGAACUCCCAUCCAAACAUAGCGACCUAUUACAGCUACGAGGAUACUCACGGUCGAGUAUCUGGUCUAUGUUUUAGACGAUAUACUUCAACACUACUUGAAGCAGUCAAUCCCCAACGUCUGGGCAAAGUCGCUUUCCUUUCAAGUGCGCGCGAACUGGUGAAAGCGAAUAUGAAAAGUGGACUUGAAGGAGUUUUGGCCGCCAUAAAACAUCUCCAUUCUUUCGGACUCGUCCAUAACGACAUUAACCCUGCAAACAUUAUGCUUGAUGCUGACGGGACGCUUAUACUCAUCGACUUCGAUAGCUGUCGUUAUAUCGGAGAGUCGUUGACCAAAACCGAAACGAAAAGAACCCGCCACUGGCACGACCCUGCUGUUGAUAUUUCGCUCGAGAAAAACGACUUUGACGCUUUCAGGGAUCUACAAAUCUGGUUGACUGGAUCGGUGGAUGAGAAAUUUGUUUUUGAGUGA
This is a messenger RNA of Penicillium malachiteum, 633 nucleotides long. RefSeq lists its product as uncharacterized. Bases 1 to 633 code for a protein of 210 amino acids. The record is from RefSeq and is a predicted model, not a curated record. Gene Ontology annotation, molecular function: ATP binding; protein kinase activity. The transcript is spliced from 2 exons. Gene Ontology annotation, biological process: protein phosphorylation. NCBI's taxonomy places the organism in Eukaryota, Fungi, Ascomycota, Eurotiomycetes, Eurotiales, Aspergillaceae.